AUGUCUUCCUCUUCAGACGACACGAGAAUAUCAGCGGCAGAGCCUAGUAUGAAACCCACUGACUUCUAUAAACCAUUGGAAGCGGGUGAGAUUCGUUUGGUGAGGCUUUUCUCUGGCCAGUGGGAUGACGUUAUCACUUGCGAUAUCCAACAUUGGCCGUUGCGAGAAUCACCCCGAUAUUAUGCGCUAUCAUACGCCAGGGACAACCUGUAUGAGGAUACCAAGAUUGUGGUCAAUGGGCAAGACAGCUGUGUGGGUGAAGGCCUCUACGAAGCUCUUCGACAGUUCCGGCAGAUGUUGAGCAAUGCCGACUCGAUCUCGGCUCCAUCCUUUGCAGACAAGACGUUUGAGAGCUUCUGGAUCUGGGCCGACUAUUUGUGUCUCGAUCAACUCAAUGAAAAAAAGAAGGAGAGGGAGAUCCCAAGAAUGGGGGAAAUUUACGGGCGGGCAGAACGCGUCCUCGGCUGGCUCGGAGAAAACGAGAAGACCGAGGAUGAGAGUGUAAAACUCCUGAUGAAGCUCUGCAGCAUCGAGGCUCCGGUUAUGGAGGAACCGUAG
Messenger RNA from Colletotrichum spaethianum, 558 nucleotides. RefSeq lists its product as uncharacterized. The record is from RefSeq and is a predicted model, not a curated record. The coding region runs from base 1 to 558 and encodes 185 amino acids. The transcript has a single exon. Lineage: Eukaryota; Fungi; Ascomycota; Sordariomycetes; Glomerellales; Glomerellaceae.